AGAUUUUACACUGUGACGUUUGGAAGACUGAAAUCGGGUGUGUUUCGGUACGACUUCUAAAAUCUUUAUAAAUCUUUUAUAUCUGCGACUCAUGAACGAUACUCAGUAACUGGUCUGCCAGUAAAGCCAAGAUGUAAUCAUAACAAAAAUCAGGUAUAUCAGUGCAGUGAUCUAACAUCGAAUGACAUGUUUUAUUUUCAUUCUAAUUUUUACCACACUAAAAAUAAGAUUGAUCAGAAUAACUACAUAUUACAUUAUUGUAAAAUGCCAAACACAAAAAGAAAGCGUCCUAAAGAUAAUUCCAGAAGCAAAAAUAUGUCAGUACAAUACUUCGUACGCAAGCAUAAGUCCAGGAAAAACUUGCAAGUAUGCCGACAAGCCUUUCUUGAUAUUCUUCUAAUAAAACCAAGUCGUCUUAAAGGGGUGUUGACGAGACACUGGAAGUCUGGCUGUGUAGCCGAAGAAAGACGAGGUGGAAAUCGCAAAGAAUAUGAAUUUAGGUCAAAAAAAGAAGCUGUCAUAAAAUUCAUUCAAUUUUUUAAGCCCCUUUGACCAACAUUAUACUCGAAGUAAGAUUAGACAGCGAAUUUACCUUGAUUCAAGACUCAACAUCACUAAGAUGUUCAAGAUGUAUAAUGAUCAAGCUGCGCCAGGAAUGUCAGUAACACAUUCAUUUUUCAGAAAAGUUAUUAACCGUAACUUCAACAUUGGAUUCGGAACACCCCGAAAAGAUGUUUGUUCAACCUGCUUACAACUACAGGAACAAAUAAAGUUUUAAAAAUGUAAAGUUAAAAAACAAAAACUGAUGAUCCAGCUACAAAUCCAUAAGCUAAGAGCCAAGGCCUUUUUUGGCAAACUUAGAGAAGAGAAAAAUAGAUUGAUCACUAUCAGCUUUGAUUGCCAGAAGAAUUUACCAUUACCAAAAUUGGCGGAUCAAUCUAUUUAUUACUCCAGGCAACUUUAUUUAUACAACUUUACAGCAGUAAUAGGUUCUUCACACUUAAAACUUGAAAAGUAAAAUGUCAUGGCAUACACUUGGACUGAAGAUGUCACGUAUAAAUCUUCGACAGAAAUCUGCAGUUCAUUAUACCACUGUCUAAAUUCAACAGACACUGAAAAUAUAAAUACCAUUCGAUUAAUGGCGGACGAAUGCGGAGUCCAAAAUUAAAAUUCAUUUCUCAUCAGCAUGGCAAAUAAAUGGCUCGGAGAGGCUCCACCGACAUUAAAAACUAUCGAUAUUAUAUUUCUAUUUACUGGACAUUAAUUUCUGCCGGCUGACCGUAUUUUUGCACUGACAGAAACUCAAAUAGGUAAACUGGAAACAAUAGUGGACCCAAACGAAUAUGAGGUUAUAAGCCGGCACACGCAACUGUUCAUAAAUUAGGUACAGGAGUACCAGUUUAUGAUUAUCGUUCUGCCGUGGCAAAACCGGUCAAGCCCGCCAGUAAGUGGCACUUUCAAAUAAGUAAAGUGAAAAGGGUCAUUUUGAGAAGAGGAAAAAGAUCACGCAACAUUUCGUACCGAACCCAAAAGCAUACUACGCUCCACCAAAAGUUUUACGCAAAUGACUCCAGAACAAGUUCAGUUGGGAAUUGCAGUCGAUGAAUUGAAAUUAAAAAAUGUGAAAGAUUUACUCACAAAACAUUAUGGCUCUGACUGGGCUAACAUGGAAGUGCUGAUAUUUUACAAAAACGUUCUAGCUAGGGAUCAUAGGUAGGUACCUCGAAAUUCCAGACAGUGAUGAGUGUUGUGAACAUGAAAUCGAAGAAUCAAUAGAUUUUGUUUGAUAAUUUCAUUUCGUUUCAACGUAAUUAUCAAAACUCAAACUUCUAAAUCAAAAUAAGGAACAAAAUGAUUUUUAACAAAAACUAAUAUUUUCAAUAAAUACUACUAAAUUUUUAUGAUU
Parnassius mnemosyne (clouded apollo) is the source of this 1906-nucleotide messenger RNA. NCBI's taxonomy places the organism in Eukaryota, Metazoa, Arthropoda, Insecta, Lepidoptera, Papilionidae. The record is from the annotation of a GenBank genome assembly.